CAUUUUGGUAACCUCAUGUAGUUCCGACCCAGAACCCAUGAUGACGUUGACAUCAGUCAAUCCUUGUGAGUCUAAGUCAAAUUUAAUCCAGAUUUUUUUACACUACCAAGUAUAAUUAGCGCAGUGCGUAUUUGCUUAUCCAAUAAAAUAAUUACAGCUCUACAAAGUAGUUCGAUUAAUCUUCUGGUAAUUCCAAAUAAUUUUCAUCGCCAAAUGAUAAAAGCUUUGAAAAAUAAUCUGAUACCAAUCAUCAGUCUCAACAGUCACAGCAACGUACGUCAACGAUAAUGAUGUUGAGUAACAUUGCAUGAACUUAUGGUCGCCAAUUAUACUGAUGACAUUCCGAGUCAACGUAUUCUGCAUUUGACUGAAAAAUGAAGAAUAAGUUUCAUCAUCCAAGGAAUAUCUGGGUCAAAUGUCAACUGCAACUUUCAAAAUAUACCGUUUUUCAAAUAAGCGAUUGGAGUGACGAACGGUAAAACGCUUUGGGCAUAAGUCAUGAAUACGUGCCACGUUCCUGUUGGACAAGAAGGUUGCUGGGACAGAAAAAGGAAAUAAAAACCCAAACUAAGCACAUUCUUCAUAGCGGGAUAUUUCAUCCGCUGUUAAGAGAAUGGCAGUCACCGAAUGUAGAAAUUACUUCAAAAAACUUGAUGUAUCCGAUUUUUGUAUUAGACGAUGCAGAUGCCAAGGAUCCAAUCGCGAGCAUGCCUGGGAUCUAUCGAUAUGGAAUAAAUAGCCUAAAGCCAAUGCUGGAACCAUUGAUAGCCAAGGGCUUACAAUCUGUUUUAUUAUUUGGUGUUCCAAACCACUUGGCUAAGGACAAAGUUGGUACAAAUGCCGACUCUAGUAGAAAUCCAGUUAUUCAAGCUCUGAAGCUGCUUCGGGUAUGGUUUCCUAACUUAUUGAUUGCUUGUGACGUCUGUCUCUGUCCCUACACUGAUCAUGGACAUUGUGGAAUCUUGCGCCCCAAUGGGCACAUUGACAAUGAAGCUUCCAUUAAACGUAUCAGUGAAAUCGCAGUGAAGUAUGCUCAGGCUGGUGCUCAGAUGAUAGCACCUUCAGAUAUGAUGGAUGGUAGGAUUGGAGCAAUAAAGAAAGCAUUGGAAGCUGCUAAUAUGUCCAACCAAGUUGCAGUUUUGUCGUAUGCAGUAAAAUUUGCAUCUGGCCUUUAUGGACCUUUCAGAGAUGCUUCAAAGUCUGCUCCUCAAUUUGGGGAUAGAAAAUGUUACCAGCUUCCACCGGGCAGUAACGGCCUGGCAACACGAGCAGCGGCCAGAGACAUAGCUGAGGGGGCUGAUAUGCUAAUGGUGAAACCAGGCUUAGCGUAUUUGGACGUGGUUCGGCACACCAAAGAUACACAUCCAGAAUAUCCGUUAUUUGUUUAUCAAGUGUCUGGUGAAUACGCAAUGCUCUAUCAUGGAGCCAAAAAUGGAGCGAUCAAUUUAGAAAUCGUACUGGAUGAAGUAUUAUUGUCAAUGAGAAGAGCAGGUGCUGAUUGUAUCAUAACUUAUUUUACGCCUCUCAUAUUAGAUAUGCUCCAUCCGAAGAGUAAAUAUUAACCAAUUUCCAUUGCAGUUUAAUUUAUGGUCAAUGUGUGUGAAAAAUAUAAAUUAUAUUGCAUUCUGUGUACACGUUUAUGUGUGUGUCGAGUAUGAUUUAUUGCAAUUGACAGUCAGAUAAUUGCUAUUAUUCAACAAUUAAUGAAAUAAAAGUUGUAUGGGCAAGGUUGUUGUUAAAAUAAAAAUAUAAAAUAUAUAUGCAUAACAUUGUACAUACCAAGGACCUUGUGCAAUAAAUGUCAACUAUAUCGUUUGUACUUAACACAAA
Athalia rosae (coleseed sawfly) is the source of this 1830-nucleotide messenger RNA. RefSeq names its product delta-aminolevulinic acid dehydratase (gene Pbgs). Gene Ontology annotation, molecular function: zinc ion binding; porphobilinogen synthase activity. The transcript is spliced from 7 exons. Bases 654 to 1562 code for a protein of 302 amino acids. Gene Ontology annotation, cellular component: cytosol. NCBI's taxonomy places the organism in Eukaryota, Metazoa, Arthropoda, Insecta, Hymenoptera, Athaliidae. The record is from RefSeq and is a predicted model, not a curated record. Gene Ontology annotation, biological process: heme biosynthetic process.